GAGCUCGAGUCGAAAGAGAGAGAUUGAGAGGGAGGGAGGCUCAGAGCCCGAGAGAGCGAGCGCGAGAGAGGACGCACAUUCGACGAGAGAAAGAGAGAGAGUUAAAGACAAAUAAAUACAUCAGCGGAGGUAGAUUGAGGGAUAGGAAAUAGCAAGACAGACAGAGGUUCGCAUGAGCGAAAGAGAAGCGGCAAAGACACGGAAAGAAAGUAACAGGGAGAGUGCGCGUGUCGUACAGCGUAGCGCUGGUCCACUCGGUUCUCUGUCUCCAUCUGGGUGCCAUCUGUGUCUCUGGCUCUGGCCUUCGCCACACUGGAGCUCACAUAUGUGGGAAUGCAAACACAUGCCUGACAUAUGAAGGCGUGGAGUCACAGAAAAGAGACAAAAAGGAAAAGGAUAAGAAAGCGAAACCCCCGUCACUGCAGCGGACUUUCUCAAAGGAACUGAAGAGUGGACUCUACUAGAGUGGAGACAGUAGAGAGAAGAAGAGCCCUGCCAUGCCCGGUUCUCCUGUGGAUGCUAAGACUCAUUCUAGAUCAGCCCCCAGCAGCAGCACCAGCUCCACGAUGCCACCCCUGCCUUCUGUCAACCCCAGUGGCCCUCGCCCGGCCUCCUUCUCCACCACAGCAUUGACCAAUGGGAAUCAUCAUUCCCCACCAACCCUGAAUGCCGUGCCAUCUCCACCGCAGCGUUACAGCAACGGACCAUCCUCUUCCUCUUCCUCAUCGCUUGCUAACCAACAGCUGCCGGCCACCUGUGGGGCUCGCCAGCUGAGCAAGCUGAAACGUUUCCUGACCACGCUGCAGCAGUUUGGCAACGACAUCUCACCUGAGAUCGGAGACAGUGUCCGGAGCCUGGUUCUGGCCCUCGUGAAUUCGACAGUUACCAUUGAGGAGUUCCAUUCACGGCUUCAGGAGGCCACCAACUUCCCCUUACGGCCCUUUGUUAUUCCUUUUCUCAAGGCAAACCUUCCCCUUCUGCAGAGGGAGCUACUCCACUGUGCACGGGCAGCCAAGCAGACCCCGGCCCAGUAUCUGUCCCAGCAUGAGCAUCUCCUGCUGAGCACCACCAUGGCCUCCUCCCCAGACUCUUCUGAGCUGCUGAUGGAGCCUCCGGAGGCCGUUACCAAGAGACACAGCCCCAACAGAGCUAAGGAGAACGGUUUCCACGAACGUCCACCGGCAGCCAUGGAGCCCGCCGCCAAACGCAUUUGCACCAUCAGUCCCGCUCCCCGACACAGCCCCGCCCACCCGCUGCCCCUCAGCGCCCAGCUUCACCCGACCCCUCCGCCCUUGCAGCACUACGCCCUGGAUGACAUUGCAGCACCGCACAUCCUACACCGCGAGCACAGCCAGCGCAUGUUGGAGAUCCGCGAGCUCAAAGACAGACCCAGACUCCCUGGUACUAACGGGGGCUACCGCGAGGAGCCGGUGGACCACAGACUGACAGACAGAGAGUGGGCUGAUGAAUGGAGGCAUCUGGACCAUGUGUUGAACUGCAUUGUGGACAUGGUGGAAAAGACACGGAGGUCAGUGAGCGUGCUCAGGCGGUGCCAGGAGUCAGAUCGUGAGGAGCUCAACUACUGGAGACGGCGCUCGAGCGAGCAGGAGGACCCACGUAAAGGAGGCUCCGGCUCCGCCCCCUUCUCCAAGACGCACAGCCCCCACUCUGCAGAGUCGGACUCCCAGCGCGACUUUGCUCCGCGGCCAGGCUCAGCAUACGUUACAGAUGAGAUCUGGAGGAAAGCCGAAGAAGCGGUGAACGAGGUGAAGCGUCAGGCCAUGGAUGAGGUCCAGAAGGCAGUAGCAGAGGCUGAGCAGAAGGCUUUUGAAAUGAUUUCUUCUGAGAGGGCUAAGAUGGAAAAGACUCUGGCCGAUGCGAAGAAGAAGGCUCAAGCGGACGCCGUCUUGGUCAUCAAUGAACAGGAGGAUUCCAGUGAGUGUUGCUGGAAUUGUGGCCGCAAAGCCAGCGAGACAUGCAGCGGCUGCAACGCCGCGCGCUACUGCGGCUCCUUCUGCCAGCACAAAGACUGGGAGAGGCAUCACCUCAUCUGCAGCCCGGGACUUCAGGCUCAACCCAAACCGGUUUCUGCCAUCACCGCAAGCAGGGCAGCUGCCGCGGCCACAGCGACAGCAGCAGCGGCAGCCGGGGUGUCUCCUGCCGGUCUGGCCGGGGUCAAGGCACCCGACGGCGUCGCUUCGGUCUCCAGUCCCGGCGGAGAGAAGGCUUCGGUGGCUUCUCGCUCGUCCACCCCUUCCACCCCCGCCUCGGCCCCCGAGACUAACGGACACUAAGAACUGAAGGGCGUCAGCAGUGCACAGUGUCACCUAUCCUCUUUCUUACCGGGAAAAGAGUUGAAUGAGCAGAAAGAGGCGACUGUUUGUGGGUUAAGUUAGGAUAACAGAUUCUUCAUCAUACUCUUUUUUUGGCAGGAAAAAAAAAGGACAGAUUAUAGAUGACUGAGUGAUAUGUCAACUGGGACUUUGGCUUUGGCAAAGAAAAGAAGGACUCGUCUCGAAUGCAUCUAUUGGAUGAACAGAUCUCCCUAACAGAUGGAAACGUGUUUGUCUUCGUCCAAAAAAGCCCAAAUGUUGGACCUGCGAGCGGCGGGGAAAAAAAAAAACUGACGAUUGAUCUCAGUUUAUCUCUGGCCGAGGGGAGGAAGUUAUAAAAGAGAGGCGUAUGAGAAAAGACAGAGGAGAUUCUUUUUAACGAAACGCCUCCCCCACAGACCAAUAUUCUCACUUUUGUUGUGUAUAGAUUUAAGAUAGGGAGGUGGGUGGUGGUGGUGGGGAAUGUAAACGGUGUAAUAGUACCAGCCAUAAAGCAUCUGUCUUUCGUCCUGUAGGAAAGAUGUGAGAGUAGACUGCGCGUACGAGUCGCCUCCGCAGCUCCUCCUGUAUACUGUACAUACAUAUUUGCUCGCCAACUUCUUGUCAGGUUUUCCUAUGUGUGACUGCGUGUGUCAAACGGUCGUGCCGUCGGUGAAUAUUGUACAGCAUAUGAUAACUUUUGUCAAAAAGCAAUAUUAAAGUGAAGUGUUCAGGUAUCUCGAGCCGUUUCUGCAUCACCAAAGUCGCUAAAGAGAGAGAUAAUUAUACACUAACCCCACAUCGCAUCUACUUUUUAUAAUGAGGGUCACUAUUUUUCAUUACUGAUCAUCAGACAUCCGCAAAGAACCGAGAGAAAAGGCGAUGGUGAUUUGGAUCAAGUAAGCGCGGGAAGAUGGAAGUUAAGUUUCAUUUUGGCACUUGUUCGCGUCACCAGUCGUGUAUGACGGGGGUCGGACGUCGCUCUAAAUCUUCCACCAUUGCAAUAUUUGCAUCAGGGGUUCGUAAUACAGCUUUUUUUUUUUAAGUAAAGUUUUCAACAACAGGAGAGAUGAGGGAUGACGGUUAAAUCUCUUUGACUUGUUUUUGAAAUGACCAAAAUAGAGAAAGUUGUCACCGGUGCUUACGUUGCAGUGGUGCGGUCUUUAGAGCGGCGACUGUGUCCCGCGGAGAAUCUCAGGAGCUGAACUGUAUUUGUAUGUACAGAUCAUUCUUUUCUUUUGUCGCAGUCAAGUCAAAGGUUUUAGCGAGGAACUUUGAUUUGUCGUGCUCGGCCGUUACCGUCACAUUGUUCUUGUUGUUGUUGUUGUUGUUCGUUGUAAGAUGACUUUGUAAAGAAUAUUAUGAGAGAAUGCCUUUAUUUUGUGAGCCACGAUCUUCUUCCUUCUUUAAACACGUUCUUUUGUUUUGAGGCGUAACUUCAUAUGGAAAAAGAUAUCUUGACAUGAAGUAUGAAAUAAAGAAAUAGAAUUGC
Molecule: messenger RNA, 3804 nt
Organism: Cottoperca gobio
Lineage: Eukaryota; Metazoa; Chordata; Actinopteri; Perciformes; Bovichtidae
Gene: cbfa2t2
Product: CBFA2/RUNX1 partner transcriptional co-repressor 2
Exons: 11
Coding region: 498-2294 (598 amino acids)
Biological process (GO): negative regulation of DNA-templated transcription; DNA-templated transcription
Cellular component (GO): nucleus
Molecular function (GO): transcription corepressor activity
Source: RefSeq, a predicted model, not a curated record